AUGGAAAUCCCGUCCAUCUCCCAUCUCCUCUCAGAGCCUCGCAUCCUGUCAAUGUAUUCCUACGAAUUCCGGGCAAUUACGCGCGAGAGCCUCCUUCUUAUCACCGACGACGAGGUCUCUGUUCGCUACCUCCUCUCGCCGGCGGCCGCCUCUUCUUCCUCGUCGUCGUCGUCCUCGUCCUCUUCGUCGCCCUCGUCGUCCAUGUUCCCCUACCCGGGCCAGCACAACCCGGCGGCCGCCUUCUCCAUCGCCAGCCCGGGCCGCUACAUGGCGCACCACCCGGUGCUGGCCAACGGCGCCUACAACAGCCUGCUCUCCAACUCGGCGCCGCAGGGCUACCCGGCCGCCGGCUACCCCUACCCGCAGCAGUACGGCCACUCCUACCAGGGCGCGCCCUUCUACCAGUUCCCCUCCGCCCAAGGCGGCCUGGUCCCCGGCAAGGCGCAGGUCUACCUCUGCAACCGGCCCCUCUGGCUGAAGUUCCACCGGCACCAGACCGAGAUGAUCAUUACCAAGCAAGGCAGGCGAAUGUUCCCUUUCCUGAGUUUCAAUAUCUCCGGUCUGGAUCCCACGGCGCACUAUAACAUUUUCGUGGAUGUCAUCCUGGCCGACCCGAACCACUGGCGAUUUCAAGGCGGCAAGUGGGUGCCCUGCGGCAAGGCGGACACCAACGUGCAAGGGAACCGCGUCUACAUGCACCCGGACUCGCCCAACACGGGAGCCCACUGGAUGCGCCAGGAGAUCUCCUUCGGCAAGCUGAAGCUGACCAACAACAAGGGCGCCUCCAACAACAACGGGCAGAUGGUGGUCUUGCAGUCCCUGCACAAAUACCAGCCCCGCUUGCACGUGGUGGAGGUGAACGAGGACGGCACGGAGGACACCAGCCAGCCCGGCAGGGUGCAGACCUUCACCUUCCCGGAGACCCAGUUCAUCGCCGUCACCGCCUACCAGAACACCGAUAUCACACAGCUGAAGAUCGACCACAACCCCUUCGCGAAAGGCUUUCGAGACAACUACGACACGAUCUACACGGGCUGCGACAUGGACCGCCUGACGCCCUCGCCCAACGACUCGCCCCGUUCGCAGAUCGUGCCCGGCGCCCGCUACGCCAUGGCGGCGGCCGGCUCCUUCCUGCAGGACCAGUUCGUCAGCAACUACGCCAAGUCGCGAGGCUUCCAUCAUCACCACCACCACCACCCGCACGCCCACCACCCGGGCGCCGGCGGCGGGGCCGGGGCCGGCGGGGCCGGCGGGCAAAGCUGCCUCCGUCGAGCCCCCCCCCAGGCCUCCAGAGGCCGUGACCAGAACUGGCCGGAAGGUCCGCCCAGCUCCUGCCAGCUCUUGGCCAAUCCCCGGGGCGCGCUCCCGGCCAGAGCGGCUGGAGCGGCCAGCGCCUGGGUGGCGCGCCUGGCCUGGAGCAACUGGAAAGGAACCCGAGUCCCCUGGCCCCUCGGCGCCUCCCCGAGUGCUUAUCCCGGACUAAGCUGGUGUUCGGACUGGAGCCCACCUUCCUCAGAUGCCACCAGAGGCCCAGAAGCUUGA
Messenger RNA from Gekko japonicus, 1542 nucleotides. RefSeq names its product T-box, brain 1 (gene TBR1). Bases 1 to 1542 code for a protein of 513 amino acids. The transcript is spliced from 9 exons. NCBI's taxonomy places the organism in Eukaryota, Metazoa, Chordata, Lepidosauria, Squamata, Gekkonidae. Gene Ontology annotation, biological process: regulation of neuron projection development; commitment of neuronal cell to specific neuron type in forebrain; cell fate specification. Gene Ontology annotation, cellular component: nucleus. Gene Ontology annotation, molecular function: DNA-binding transcription factor activity, RNA polymerase II-specific; RNA polymerase II cis-regulatory region sequence-specific DNA binding. The record is from RefSeq and is a predicted model, not a curated record.